Herpailurus yagouaroundi (jaguarundi) is the source of this 839-nucleotide messenger RNA. It is a transcript of the gene CDX2, whose product is annotated as caudal type homeobox 2. Gene Ontology annotation, molecular function: DNA-binding transcription factor activity; RNA polymerase II transcription regulatory region sequence-specific DNA binding. Gene Ontology annotation, biological process: regulation of transcription by RNA polymerase II; cell differentiation; embryo development. The transcript has 2 exons. Bases 72 to 839 code for a protein of 255 amino acids. Lineage: Eukaryota; Metazoa; Chordata; Mammalia; Carnivora; Felidae. Gene Ontology annotation, cellular component: nucleus. The record is from RefSeq and is a predicted model, not a curated record.
GCGCCCCCCGGCAGCCUCCAGCGUCGGCCCCCAGGCAGCAUGGUGAGGUUUGCCGUCGGGCCCUCGCCACCAUGUACGUGAGCUACCUCCUGGACAAGGACGUGAGCAUGUACCCCAGCUCCGUGCGCCACUCUGGCGGCCUCAACCUGGCCCCGCAGAACUUCGUCAGCCCCCCGCAGUACCCGGACUACGGCGGCUACCAUGUGGCGGCCGCGGCCGCCGCGGCCGCGAACUUGGACACUGCGCAGUCCCCGGGGCCGUCCUGGCCCGCGGCGUACGGGGCCCCGCUCCGAGAGGACUGGAACGGCUACGCGCCGGGGGGCGCCGCGGCCGCCGCCAACGCGGUGGCGCACGGCCUCAACGGGGGCUCCCCGGCCGCCGCCAUGGGCUACAGCGGCCCGGCCGACUACCACCCGCACCAUCACCCGCACCACCACCCGCACCACCCGGCCGCUGCGCCUUCCUGCGCCUCGGGGUUGCUGCAGACACUCAAUCCCGGCCCUCCCGGGCCAGCCGCCACCGCCGCCGCCGAGCAGCUGUCCCCGGGCGGCCAGCGGCGGAACCUGUGCGAGUGGAUGCGGAAGCCCGCGCAGCAGUCCCUCGGAAGCCAAGUGAAAACCAGGACGAAAGACAAAUACCGAGUGGUGUAUACGGACCACCAGAGGCUGGAGCUGGAGAAGGAGUUUCACUACAGUCGUUACAUCACCAUCCGGAGGAAAGCCGAGCUGGCCGCCACGCUGGGGCUCUCCGAGAGGCAGGUGCGAACCGCCUUGUUCCCUCCAGGGCUGGUAGGGUUCCCCGGGGCAGAGUUGGAAGCUGGGCCCCCGGAAGCCACCUAG